GAGUUGUCAGACGUUGAUAAAGAUGGUCAACUGAGUCUGAGUGAAUUCUCCGUUGCAAUGCAUUUGGUGGUUCUCUGCCGAAAUGGAGUCAUCUUACCUAUCCAACUCCCCGAGAGUUUGCUCCGUGUAGCUACUUCAUGUGCACUCUCUGCUCCUGUUCCGCCUCAGUUUCCAUUACAACCGCCAUAUUCUACCCCCUUUGAAGGGCUGGAGAAGUCUCCGUCUAACUUGCCCACAACGGCUGCUGCUGAGCGUCGAUCUAAAUUAGGUGAACAUAGGUCUUUCGAUUCGACUCUCUCAGAAUCCGUUGUUAUUGCAGGAGUAACUUCUCAUCGGCGUUGGUCGGCGUCUAGUCCUUCCACCGACACCGAUGGUAUUACAUCCUUUGAUAGACGCCUUGUACCUAAUGCUCAAGUACGUCAUCCGAUUGCGAUUCGAGCCAAUCCUGCUCUCUUGAAUUCGGUUACACUUCCGACAGCCGCACGUGCACCCACUCCACCUCCUAGAGCUCGAACUAAAACAUUGACCUCUGACAUCGUCAGUCGGCCUCAACCCUGCUCUCUUGUUAGAUAG
Messenger RNA from Rodentolepis nana, 573 nucleotides. The record is from the annotation of a GenBank genome assembly. NCBI's taxonomy places the organism in Eukaryota, Metazoa, Platyhelminthes, Cestoda, Cyclophyllidea, Hymenolepididae.